CCCAAAAAUAAAUCCCAAAAACAGAUGAAGAGAAAUAUGGAGGGAGCUGACGCUAUGAGAGGGAAAGAGGGUGGGGGAGUGGGCGUCGGGCAGAGGCUGCAACAACAUGGGUUUCGUCUUCUGCUCUUCGCAAAGCAGAGUUGAAAUAGGAGGAAGCGUAUGUAGAAGAAGACUCAACCAGACGGCGAUGGUCUCCCCUUCCGGACUUCCAAAGUGGCAAUAGUCAAUAUCAAUUCUCUCUCACAGGUUUGAUGAACGUGCAAGCGACUUUCACUCUUUCUCGGUUCUGAAUUCUCUAAAACCCUUCCCAAACCCUAAUUUAUUCGUCUUCCUACUACAUUUUUAUUAUUAAUGAGGGUAAUGCUCUGUGUAUCCAAAGUUGACUUCUGUGAUUCUUAAAUCAUUCCGUAAUUUCCUUAUCUUUAUUGUGUUGUAAGAGGCAGAAACGAUAUUUCAGAUUUAUUAAAAAAAAUUAUCAGACAUGGGUUUUUGUUUCAUUUGAACAAUGUCAAACACAUUUAAAAAAUUUCAUACAAUAAUUGCUUUGUUGUAACCAUGCAUAUAUUCGUGGAGUCUGAGAAACCAAUUCUGAUCUCAAAGCCAGAGGAGGUUCCUCUAGAACACAAUCCAUGGCUUCUACUUGUAUAUGUAACUUUUCCCUUUAUGUUCUGUUGUUUGUUUUGAUCCUGGCCUCCAGUUCGGAGAGCUGCUAUGGCCAACGGACCAUAGGCUUUGAUGUUCACCACAGGUUCUCCGAUGCCAUUAGAAAAAAUUUCCCACUCGACAACUUACCGGAGAAGGGAAGUUUGGACUACUACAGAGUCCUGGCUCAUCAAGACCGAAUAAUUCACGCCCGUCGACUUGCCGGCACUAGCACCACAUUGGAUCAGAUUCUUACUUUUUCCGAUGGAAAUACGACCUAUCAAAUGGGCGAUUACUGGGGAUAUUUGCACUAUGCCAGUGUUUCCUUGGGGACGCCGAGUAUUUCAUUUUUUGUGGCACUCGAUACAGGAAGUGAUGUAUUUUGGGUGCCCUGCGAUUGUCCCACUUGCACCAGUAUCCCGUUGACUCUUGAUAACGGAGCUGUUGUAAAUAUAAACUAUUACAGUCCUAAGGCAUCAUCGACAAGCAAAUAUGUUCCUUGUAACAGCAGUUUGUGUGAACAACAAUACCAAUGCCCUGAUCCAAAUCAAAACACAUGUCCCUAUCAAGUUAUCUAUGCUGAUCAAAGUUCAACUUCUGGGUAUCUGGUUGAGGAUUUUCUGCACUUGAAAACAGAUGAUAGUCAUCAAAAAGACGUUGAUGUGCGCAUCACAUUUGGCUGCAGUCAAUUUCAAACUGUUUCCUUUGCUGCCACCGAUGGAUUAUUUGGACUUGGAUGGGAUAAACUCUCUGUCCCUAGCAUUUUAUCAAGUGCAGGCCUUACUGCAAAUUCUUUCUCUAUGUGCUUUGGAUCUGAUGGGAUUGGAAGAAUUAACUUUGGUGACAAAGGUAGCCCUGACCAACCGGAAACUUCAUUCAUCCUUGAUAAAUCAAACCCAAAAUAUACUGUCAGUGUGACUCAAAUAACUGUGGGGAAAAAUCUCAUGAAUAUUGGUUUUACUGCACUUUUUGACUCUGGUACAUCAUUCACAUACUUGAUGGAUCCAACUUAUACGCAUCUUACUGAAAGUUUUAAUGCACAGGUCCAAGACAGACGUCAUCCAUAUGAUCCCAACAGUACUUUUGAAUAUUGUUAUGACUCAAGUUCAACUUCUUCAGGCUCAACAAUACCCACAUUGAAUCUAAUCAUGGAAGGUGGCAGCCAGUUUCCUGUUUCUUAUCCCAUAAUUGGGGAUACGAUGUCAUAUUAUUGCUUGGCUGUUAUCAAGAAUAAUGGGUCUAUUGACAUGAAUAUAAUUGGACAGAACUUCAUGACUGGUUACCUUAUUGUAUUUGACCGCGAAAGAUCAGUGUUGGGAUGGACACAGUCUGAGUGCUAUGGGUCCAAGGAUUCCAGUACUACCGCAACACCUCCUCCAGAAACCCCCAGCAGCCCUACAACUAUUCCUCCUGCUACUUCAGCUGCACCACCACCUCCUCCAGAAACCCCCAGCAGCCCUACAACUGUUCCUCCUGCUACUUCAGCUGCACCACCACCUCCUCCAGAAACCCCCAGCAGCUCUACAAUCAUUCCUCCUGCCACUGCUGUGGAACCAGUUAAUGCCCCUCCGGAAGCUACAACAGCCAGUGGGGAUAAUUCUUUUUCUUCAGGGACACCACCUCAAUGGUCCCCAAGUUUGCACCCCUGCAGUUGCUGUUUCUUGAUACUUCUUGUAUUUUUCACCAUUAUAUGAUUAGGAGAUGGAUUAUUGGAUGUUUGGUUGUUCUUAGGUUUUAUCUAAAAUUGUUAUUUUUUGGGGUAAUAAGCUUAAAAUGUUAACAAUUAUGGACAAAAUUGUGUAUUCUAUCAAUAUGGUUGUUAUUCUGUAUGAAAAUUGUUCUUUUGAGAGUUUGUACAA
Macadamia integrifolia is the source of this 2501-nucleotide messenger RNA. Its product is annotated as aspartyl protease family protein 1-like. Bases 630 to 2336 code for a protein of 568 amino acids. The transcript has 10 exons. The record is from RefSeq and is a predicted model, not a curated record. Gene Ontology annotation, biological process: proteolysis. NCBI's taxonomy places the organism in Eukaryota, Viridiplantae, Streptophyta, Magnoliopsida, Proteales, Proteaceae. Gene Ontology annotation, molecular function: aspartic-type endopeptidase activity.